UUCCCACGCACUCUCCUUCCCUGCGCCGUGCUGAGCUGGAAAAUGGCUGUGUAGGGGAGCAGGGAGUCAUGAACGGGAGAAGAAAGAAAGAGCGAGAGAAAGAAGCGAAGCAGUAAGUGAACCGAAGGCUUACCUGAUGUUUACUGCACACUGAGAAGCUAUCGUCCGAAAUAAAGCGCCACACGGACUCUUGUCUUCUACUUGGAAGAGUUUAAAGCUCCGCAACCUAAAGUGAGAAGAGUCAAGAAAUAUCCGCGGGUCGGUCAUAAUCUGUGUCCAGAACAUGUGGGAGCGUGAGAGAACCGAAGAGGAUUAAAGACCUUCCCACUCGUCCUUCAGUCAGACCACUUCAUCCGACGGUGGAGAGCCAACGACGCUGGGCCUUCGACUGGCAAAAUAUUUUACCCGACUGCUCCACUAGUAGCCAGCCAGCAGGUUUUGGCUGCUUGAAAGAGCAUGUUGCCAAGGCGCUCCCUCUGCUCCAUCAUCUGGCUCAACCGGGGUAUCAAGCUGAGGAAAGUGUCCACCAACACCGGUCAGGUCUGAAGCUGCUGCCCCCGCAGACACAGCAGCAGCAGAACGCCACCAUAUCGACUUUUAAAAAAAUGCUUCUAAGCUUCGGGUGACUCCCCCUCCUCCCCUCAUCCCCCCCGACCCACCAAGAGUUAGUUACUCACCAGCCUUUUUGGUUUCAGAGGAGGAUUUUUGUAGAGCCGAACUCUGUCGUCGCAGCGUCAUUGGUUGGUACUCUGGCUGCACCAUAUAAUCCUAAUUCAGUGGCCAUUUUGAUUUUUGCUUCCCGGACAAAAUGGCGACGGAAGGUUUUCAGUACCUUGCCCUCUACGCCUUCACCAAGGACCAGGAGGAGGACUUGGACCUGCAGCCAGGGGAUGUCCUGACGGUCAGCAGGGCCUCGCUGCUGUCCAUGGAGAACUACCAGGAGGGCUGCGUGGAGCAUCCCGAGCGCCUGGGCUGGCUGCUGGGCUACAACGAGCGCACCAAGCAGAGAGGCGACUUCCCCGGGACGUAUGUCGAGUACGUAGGCCCCGUGAAGAUGGCGCUUCCAUUCAGUCAACCCAGGUUCCAGCGACCCCUCCCUGUUGCUCCAAGACCAGAGUCGUCUCAAGCUGUUUCUGUGCUGGACCUGAGCGAGCAGUUCACACCGCCAGAGACGGCCCCAACAGCCCUCGUCAGCCUGAUCCAAGCCAUAGAGAAGAGAGGUCUGGACUGCCAGACAUUGUACAGGACAGAUGUUUCCUCAGGUGCAGACAGCCCAAUAUACAGCCUGAGCUCUGAGACUGAGAUGUGUCAGAGAGAUGUGGGAUACCUGUCUGAGUGCGUCCUGAACUACCUGAGAGACCUCCCGUCCCCCGUCAUCCCCGCCUGUGUGUACCCUCACCUUCAAACUGCCGUCACACUGCAGCAGCAGCAGCUCCUGCAGCAGUCAGCAGAUGGUGCGGUUGCUGGAAGCCUGGACCGAGAGGUGAGCCUGGUCCUGGAGAGCUCCACCUCAGUGCCCCUCCACCACCGCCUCACGCUGCAGUACCUCCUCACACACCUGGCCAAGGUCACCCAGGCGCAGGCCAGCAACGGUCUGGACACACACACUCUGGGGAAGGUCUUCGGACCGCUGCUGAUACGCACAGAACCCUCCACCCCCUGGUUGUCAGCGAAUGAAGAGUUUCCUGCCCUCGUUGUGGAGAGGCUGCUGAUCGAGAGAACUACAGAGCAAGACCUCACUCCUCCAGUUCUUCCAGCAAAGCCACUCAAGUCAAAAGUUGCGCCAUCAGCCAUGACAGACAUGAGCAGCCUGCUGAACGAUGCUGAGUGGUACUGGGGGGAAAUCUCAAGAGAGGAGGUGAACGAGAAGCUGCGAGACACUCCAGAUGGCACCUUCCUGGUCCGAGAUGCUUCUAGCAAACUGGAGGGCGAGUACACGCUCACCCUCAGGAAAGGGGGAAACAACAAGCUGAUCAAGAUUUACCACAGAGACGGCAUGUACGGCUUCUCGGAGCCUCUCACCUUCCUCACAGUAGUGGAGCUCAUCAAUCACUACCACCACGAGUCCCUGGCUCAAUACAAUGCCAAGCUGGACACCAGACUGCUGUUCCCUGUCUCCAAAUACCAACAGCUGGUGAAGGAGAACAGUAUCGAGGAGGUGGGGGAGCAGCUGAAGGUCUAUCACGAGCAGUACCAGGAGAAGAGCCGCGAGUAUGACUCUCUGUACGAGGAGUACACCCGCACCUCACAGGAGCUGCAGAUGAAGCGCACUGCCAUCGAGGCCUUCAAUGAGACCAUCAAGAUCUUUGAGGAGCAGUGUGAGACUCAGGAGCGCUACAGCAGAGAGUCUUUGGAGCGGUUCCAGCGCGAGGGCAAUGAAAAAGAGAUUCAGAAGAUCCAGAGCAACUCGGAGCGUUUGAAGUCUCGUGUGAAGGAGAUCCACGACAGCAAGUGUAAGCUGGAGCAGGACCUGAAGGAGCAGGUCUCUGACAACAGGGAGAUCGACAAGAAGAUGAACAGCCUCAAGCCCGAUCUCAUGCAGCUCCGCAAAAUCCGAGACCAGUAUUUAAUAUGGCUGACUCAGAAGGGGACAAGGCAGAAGAAGAUCAACGAAUGGCUGGGCAUAAAGAACGACGCUGAUGAGUCCUACUCGCUGGAGGAGGACGAGGGUUCACCGCACCACGAGGAGUGCACCUGGUACGUGGGUGACAUCAAACGCACCGAGGCUGAGGAGAUGCUGAGAGGCAAAUGUGACGGGACCUUCCUCAUCCGUGAGAGCCAAUCACAGAAGGGCUCCUACGCCUGCUCUGUAGUUGUGGAGGGUGACGCCAAGCACUGCGUCAUCUACAAGACGGCCACCGGUUAUGGAUUCGCCGAGCCCUACAAUCUGUACUCGUCCCUCAGAGACCUGGUGCUCCACUACAAGAACGUCUCCUUGGUCCAGCACAACGACCAGCUGAAUGUAAACCUGGCCUACCCAGUCCUGGCCCGCUCUCAGAACCAGAACCAGCACCCCAGAUGAAUUAUCAACCAGCAGUGUAAGACACCGGCCAGGGGGGAAACAACAUUUUCACUUGUAUGCGUUGGAAAAAAAGAAUCCUCCAAACAAUGCUUCUUCAUGUUUAAGAGAAAAAAGACUCUACAGCCAUGAUUUAAAAUUCAUACUUUUUUGGCUGGAAGCUGGUGCUUAUUUUCCCACACCAACCCCAGCAAAGAGCACUCCUUGCUUACAGCAUGGCUUCAAAAUAAGCACAGUACUACCAGUAUCAGAGCACUGUACAGUUAGCCCGGCUGACGCAGUGAGUUUUAACUUUAGGAGAGUUAGCCAGCCUUAUCUGUACAGUACAGUACAGACAAGAAAGUGUGAGAAUUUCACAAGAAAACCCCUUCGGUACGGAGAAAAAAAACAGUCGAGAUGUGUUCGAAGAAGAAGACAAAAUAAGCACACAACAAUGUUGUUUUCAAGAUCAUGGGGAAGAGGAGGGGGAAACCAGAUGGAGGAAUGAUUUACAGAAGGCACUUUUGUUUUUUUGCCUUGAACACGUGAUAACUGUCCAGACAAAGGCCCGAUCUGUCAUCCCCAGACUGCCUGCAAACUCUCCGUCGACAAACGCCUGAGCUGUCGUCCGCUGAGAGGACUGGCUGGGCUGAAGCGGGCUGCUCGCUUCACACCUACAUGUACAGGCUGAAAAACCACGGACCAGGGGCUUGAGUCACUGGAGCCGAGGGGGGGGGUGAGGGAGGGAAAGCGAGAGAAAUUGCCUGGGUUGAUGUUUUGUAUGGGUUUUAAAAAGAUUGAUUCAAUUUUAAAGCUUGCGUAAGUGCCAUAGUAAUAGCUUUUGAAUGACCACAAGCCUGUGUGACUAUAACAAGGGGGCACGUCGAGGUUGAAAGAAGGAAGGAGGGGUUGAGCGGCUGUCGACAGCUACAGCUUUAAAAAUAAUACUCAUAUAUAUAUAUAUAUAUAUAGGUAUAUUUUUUAUGAAAUGUUCUUUAUUUCCAACUGCUUUGGCUCGUUGCACUCUCAGUGGGCCUCCUUUUGAAUUGACGAGGUACAACAUACAGUAAAUGCUGUAUGGCGGCUUAGGAAGGCAUGGUACAUUAUUUGGUGUAUUGUGAAUAUAGAAAGGUAAUCACAAUACACUAAAUGGAGAGGUACAUUGAUAAAUGCAGUUUCACCACAUGAUUCAGGUUUCCUUUUUAAAGGGAAAUUGUGGGAGUAAUCCAGCAUCACACGUCUCUUUAUUUCUUCCUUCUUUUGUCAUCUUCGUAUAUACUGUAGCACCUGUAGCCAUUGACUUAAGGCAUAACUGUUAGUGCUUCUCCUCGGUGUCUGGUUUCUUUAUGCUGAAGACACUUGCAGAGCAUCUAUCUAUGUGAUUAUUGUAUCUUCGGUACUGUAUUUGCCUUGUCUCUAGGUAGAUUAGACUGUUUAGCGGUACUAUGUCCUCGCAGAUGUUUAUUAUGUUUUUAAAUGCAGAUUUACUCACGGUACUUCCUUCCUCCCCGCGCUCGACUGUUCACUUAUCACAAGCUUGACUCACAGAGCUGUAGAACAUUUGAUGUACAAAAAAAAAAAAAAAAAAAGCAGUAAUAUAAGUCAUGUACAGUAUAUCGCAGACAUACAGUCAGUGUAUCUGACACUACACAGUUUUAUCGCUGUGAUUCUUUUGUGUUUUCAGAAUAUUUGCUAUGCUCUUAGAUUCAGUUUAAGGAUGCACAGUAUCCAGCUAAUGUGAGCCAAAUGAAGGAUGUCUUUUCAUGUAGCAAGAACACAAAUAACUGGUCCUUUUGCCAUUCAGCAUGGCCUCUUCGGUCUGAGAGAUUAUCUAGUAUAGUAUGCAUGGAGUCCUUCAUUUGGGUUGUUUUCUUUCUUCACUUGGCACCUGUGGUUAAUUGUACUUUCUGUAGUGCAAGUACAGUAUGAUGUGUGGUAGUACUAUGCACAACAGUCACAUGUAGAUAAUAACUUCUGCCAUUCGUUCCCUCCCUCGAUCCUGUGCUGUGAUGGGGAAUUUCUCCCGGUUCACUCAUAAAGAUUGUACCAUCGUUGUACUCUGUCACUUUCAAAGCACAGUUCAUUUAUUUAGAGGCAGGAUUACUCAAUUGUUGUUGGGGAAAUGAGGCGUCACAUGAUGCCCCUUUUUUAGGUUUGAUUUACAAAGCUGAUUUCUUGAGAAUGAAUGAAAAUGAAUAAUCUCUUGUAUGUAGACUCAGAUUGCCAAAAAAGAAACAAGUAUUUUUGUAGAAAAGUAUAGGAGAGUCAGACGUUGUGGGCAAUAGAAGCUUUUAGAGAAAAGAAGUGCACUGUUUUUAAAGGUUGCACAUUUGGCAUUUCUAAACUUUUUUGUUGAGGAGGGAUUGAAACCGAAUUGAGAUAUUCUCGACUCUUCCUGUCAAGAAAUAUAAUUAUGUACGUUUCAUCUGAAGACCUUAGUUUCCAACAAACUCAAUGCUUUUCGGCAUAGUUUCAUUUCUGUUUCACACAUUUUCAGGUUUUUCCAAACAGACCAAUCACACUUUCAAAUGAACCCUAACUCAGCCUGAAAAGUUUCGAAUCAAGACGUCAUUUUUGAUUUCGGUCAGGACGAAUCAAUUUGCACAGUUCUUGGCAAAUAGUAAAUCCCAAGAAUGAAACUAGAGGUGAAGGCUGUGCUUCUGAAUAGAGGGCUAUAAACACGUGUGAGUUAGAAAGAUUAGAAGUGCCUUUAAGUCAUUGUGAUGAGCUCGUCUUCUCCUCCUCGUCAUCACCACCAUAUGCUGUGCCCCCAUGCUCACUCUUUUGCCAUUUACCAAAUUCUAAAAGGUAAAAUGAUGAGCAUAGUGUGAGUUUGUGUGUUAGAGCAAAUCUGAGCAUGUUCUAGAUUUGAGUUGUUACAUCUAUAGUUGUUACAUAUUCCUUCUUUCUAUGGUGGGGGCUGUACAGUAGCUUGGUUCUCUCUCUCACUGUGCACCAAAGCUAGAUUUCUUUGGUGUGUUUGUCUGGUAUAUCUUUUGAGAAGUCUCAGAUAAGAUAGAAAUGUGAACCAUACACAUCCAGGGCCCAGCCCAGUUGUUUGAAGCUCAUCUGAUAAGCUCUCAAGUUAAUGCAUGCAGCAUUUCUCAGUGUUUUAUAUAAAGAGUCAGUUCCUUUGCGAACAGGCAAUCUGGUUGAGUCACCCGCCACUGCUGACACAUCCAUUAUCCAGUUUGUUGGACCAACACUUUUGUGACUGCACUUUUUUUCUCAGUUCCACACACUCAAACUAGUGUGUCUGACGCCCAACAACCAUAAACUCACAGUGGUGAAGCUCAGUUGUCAAUAGUGUUUUUAGUUGAUAGUUUUAUGGUCUCUCCGUACAGUAUAUCGGGAAUGAUCGACAGUUUUCUUUAUGAUAUCGGAGUAUACAGUGUACAGUAUAUGCUUAUGUUGUUUUGGCGGUCAACAGCGGUCAUGUAAUUCUGAUGCUUUUUGACUGAUUGCAAUGUUUUCAUUAUAGAGUUAGUAUUACUAUAUGGACUGUAUAACUCUAAUACUUUCAAACAAACGGAGCUGAUGGCUCAUUAUGCAAUUUUUGUUCACAGAGCAUAAUUGUCCAACUUAACAAGACAGAACAUUUUCCUAAAAGGUAACUUCAACCAAAUCACAGAAAUACAUGUGUUCACUUACCAAUAGUGAUAUCUAAACAUGCAGAUAGUUUAGAUUUUGAGAUAUCAAUCCUUUCCAAGGUUUCGAUAAACCACAUAAUCCACUUGCCAAGCGGUCGGGUUAAUAUAUUUAGUUUCAUGAAGAAACAUACGGAUUUAAAGCUGAAUGGCUUCCUGCAUCACUUGUUAAGAUGAACUUUUUUGCAGUGCAGAAAAACACUUUUAUCUGCCAUAUUUGCCAUGUUAAUCACAGAUUAUUGAAAGCUAGAAGCAAUGCAACUUUAGUAGCAAUGCCACCUGGUCAGGCAGUGAGAGGGCAGGAGAGGAACACUUUAUUGUGCUUUGACUUCCAGUUGAGACUUUAAGCCCACUUUUGGCAGACGUUACUCUGAAACUCAAAGCUUUCAUCCUGCUCGUCUAAAAAACAUAUGCAUUUAUGUCCGAGCUUGUUGAAAAACAUUUUUUCUAUAUGACAAAUGAUCAUUCAAGGGGUUAAAUAUUUUUUCAUCCGCUUUGGUACACUGUAAAUGAUAUUUCUUGAAAUGGCUUCACACACAGAGCACAUCUUUCACUGACUACAAAGAAACACACAUUUGGUGUCUAAGGUUUUAAGAAUGAGAGAAUUACUAGAGAAUAAAUAUUUUGAAAUAUAUACUUAGAUAUCUAUAUUUUUGGAUGAUUGAAUUCUGAUUCGGACUGUGCUUGAAACGAAUCGGAGAGAGGCUUUGAUGUGAACGCGGUCUUUUGACUCGCUCUUUGCGCGGCUGCUUCGUACUCCUGCAGUUAUUGAAACGCAUUUUUACUAAUCAGCUGCAGUGAGCUUCAUCAUGAUUCACAACAAACUGUGUGCUCACAGCUGAUCGACAUACAGGAAAUCUAUUAAGCAUGAUUAUCAGGUGCGUUCAGAGGAAGAAGCAAGCUCAUGUACAUGUGUUAAUAUUUACAGAGCUUGGUCUUGGCUGCUUUGCAUUUUAUUAAAUAAUAGAGAUUUGUCUUGUUAUUUGGAACAUGAGAAUCUUUUUUGUCUUUUUAGAAGAUUCUGGUUUUGUGAGUAGAUUGAGUGUUAACGUUGCACCACAAAAGAUACACUUACAAUAGUUUGCUGCCACAGAGAUCCACCACAGACACUGAAGCUGUAACAGAGUGAACCAUCUUACCACUGUAUCGUCCCUCGGUGGAUCUCUGCGGUCGCUGAAAGCAAAAAAAAACUAGUUAAAAGGUACAGUUUGUGAUCACUCCUUUACGCAGUUCUUUGUACAUGGAACUAUGAUGGCAUUAGAAAGUGUUCUUUUAUGGUGCCUGAGUAUAUGUGUUUUAUUUGGCUUUUAAAAAAGCCAAUUGUUUGUCCAAGUGUUGGUUCUUUUUUUGUGUUUGUUUGUUUUGUUUAUAUCUGUUAAUGAUAACCUUGCAGAGCCUAUAAAGAAAAAAAUAAGCUAGCUUGAAUUUUUUCCUCCGUACAGAAAAAAACGAAAAAAACAAAUGUUUACAAUAUGUAAUUAACCAAAUAGUAAGUAUGCGUUUGAGAAUCAAUCUGUCUGUCCCUCAAAGUGGCUGUGAUAGAUUGAUUUAUAUUUCUUCAUUUCCUCUGUCGUUUUAAACUUGAAAAUGUUAUGACUGCUUGUUCUGUUUUUUUUCUGUUUUGGUUUGUUACUCUCUUUUUUUGACUAACGACAACAGUGCUCCCUCAAUUUCAAAAUAACCAGAUUCAUGUGUUCAUAAUACAAAGUCAUCAUCAGUCAUUCUUUACCUGCUGACUACAUCACAUUACACUGAGCCCUGUAUGUGCAGGACUGAACCCUCAUUUGACACACUGUCUCAUAUUUGCUGUUUAUAUAAGUAUAGAUUACAUAAAAUAAUCAGCAAGACUGCAAAGAAUGGAUAUGGGGUGACCCACAUGUUGUGCGUAAUGCAUGGGUACAGUUUUAGCAUAUUUGAAAUUAACUAUCAAGAGGCAUCCUAUUCUUGAUGUUGCACUACAAAGUAAAUGAUACUCGGAUCUAAAUCAUUUGCUAACACAUUUUUAAGACCAAAUGUACCCACUUUAGUCUCAGCUUGUUUGUUUCCAUUGAAAAUGAUGAUGCCAUCAACCACUGCACUGUCAUUUCCACUUUCUCUGCCUUUUUCCUAACUUGUCAUAUCAUCCGUCUUGAUUUUGAACUGAAGGGUAGCCAUUUUGUUUUAUUAAUCUGAUUCUUCCCUGGUGUACAGUAGUUCAUAUCAAGACUCUGAAUGUUGGAAACGAGAUUGGCUGUGAUUAAUUCGGAAACAACCUGGGCAACAUUACAGAGCGGCAACAAUUUAAACACGUAUCCACAUUUUUUUACACUAAUACCGUCUGGUCUGCUUUGCUCCACCAUGUUGCCCAACAAGUUGCCUAAUGUCUCACUUCCUCUGCAACAGAUACAAGGUUUUUCAUGCAUUCUUAACAAUGAUGUAUACUUCUUUAAAAAACGAUAAACAAUGGGGCAGUCAGAUAAAGCUACUCUACACCAAAGUGCAAUUGAACUCAGAGGGAGCACGGUUGUUUCAGCCAGUAGAGGCCUAUUGGUUGAGGUGUGCCCAACCCCUAUGCACGAUAAGAUGGUUAUUCUUCUUCUCUUCUCUUGUGUUAUCCUCCCUCCGUUGGACUGUCUCAAUUCAGAUGGGACAUCCUUCUUUCUCUCUCGUGUACAGCUUGUUUCAGAGUUGUAUUUGUCCUCAGACAGGUACUCUUUCAUCUGUACGGUUCUUUCUUUAGGCUGAUGCAAUGAUUUUAAAAGACAAUAAAAGAUAUAUAAAAUGAC
Messenger RNA from Trematomus bernacchii (emerald rockcod), 9410 nucleotides. It is a transcript of the gene pik3r2, whose product is annotated as phosphoinositide-3-kinase, regulatory subunit 2 (beta). Gene Ontology annotation, cellular component: phosphatidylinositol 3-kinase complex. The record is from RefSeq and is a predicted model, not a curated record. The coding region runs from base 809 to 3022 and encodes 737 amino acids. NCBI's taxonomy places the organism in Eukaryota, Metazoa, Chordata, Actinopteri, Perciformes, Nototheniidae. The transcript is spliced from 16 exons. Gene Ontology annotation, biological process: phosphatidylinositol phosphate biosynthetic process; insulin receptor signaling pathway. Gene Ontology annotation, molecular function: protein binding; 1-phosphatidylinositol-3-kinase regulator activity.